Molecule: messenger RNA, 3365 nt
Organism: Galleria mellonella (greater wax moth)
Lineage: Eukaryota; Metazoa; Arthropoda; Insecta; Lepidoptera; Pyralidae
Gene: neo
Exons: 12
Coding region: 267-2510 (747 amino acids)
Source: RefSeq, a predicted model, not a curated record
ACUAGGCUCGCGACCAUCGCUAUCACCACCUCGCGUCACUUCGGACUGUGCGACGCCUGUGACAUACGAACAGUGAAAAGUUCAUGAACUGGGUGUUGAUUUUGUUUGAACUAUAUAAUCACGUGACGCACACACAAUACGUUCCCAGAAAUAUCGUGAUCCCUUAGAGGUGUCCCAGACUAGUACGGACAUCAGUCGGGUCGAGGCGUCGACAAGGACGGCGGCGCCCGAUAGCGGAUAGUGGUUGUGCAGCUAAUAGAUAACAAAUGUUGCUACGGCACUUUGGAGGAACAAUGCGGGUUUUAAUCAAUAUAGUGCUAGUGGCUUAUGCAGUAGAGGCUGCGAAAAAGUUUGAAGGGACGUUAAGGUCAGCAGCCGAAGCACCCCCACAAGACAAUAUCGCUGUAGAGUCGGCUUCUCCAGAACCAGCAGUAGUAGCGGCACCGCAGGACUAUAAGAAUCCUGGAGCACCACCGCCUCCUAAAACUGUGCCUGAAGACCCAGUCGAACCUGCUUCUGCACCAGAAACGGCAUCAGGAGGAGUACCUCCAUCAGCGCCCAGUGGUGUGUCAGCUCCAUCUGCACCCGCAAAUUCAUUAGAAGAAUGUGAUCCGGAGAUGAUAGGAUUUGAACUGGUAACCGGGUAUGUGUUCUCAGCGCCGUCUCAAAUACUUGACGACAUCCCCGGCACUCUGAUGUUGACCGACUGCCUUGAGCAGUGUCAGGCCAACGACACCUGUCGCGCCGUAAACUACGAGACUGGACUAUGUGUGCUCUUCAGCUCUGAUGCCGACCAGUUGCCAGGUGCAUUAACAAAGUCUCAAUUUCCGGUGUUUACUAUAUACGCUCAGAAGUCUUGUUUGGGCGUGCGUCCGUGUGAGCGAGCGUGGUGUUUCGACCGCGUGCGCGGCUACCAUCUCAAAGGGAGAGGCAAGAGGACACACACCGUCGGAUCCAGGCAAAUGUGCCUCGACCUCUGCCUCGGCGAGAACGAGUUUGUUUGCAGAUCAGCGAACUACAAUAACAAGACUGGAGAAUGCGUAUUGUCGAAUAUGGACCGCAUAACAUUAGCGGGAACUAAUUCAUUCCAACCAAACGAAGAUACCGAUUACUUGGAAAACAACUGCGUUGAAGAACCUACUAAACUAUGCGAAUUUAAGAAGAUGAAUGGUAGAAUUCUAAAGACUGUAGAUUCAGUAUAUCAAGAUGUGCAAACUGUUGAAGAGUGCCGAGAGUUGUGCCUGAAUUCACCCUUCAGAUGUCAUUCUUAUGACCAUGGCGAUACUGGUGAUCAUGUCUGUCGACUCUCCCAUCAUUCACGAGCAACACUUGCAGAUAUUCAGGAUCCGUAUUUAGAAGUACCAGAAGCGGCUACAUUCGAACUUUCAUCGUGCUACAAUGUUUCUAUAGAUUGUCGUGCGGGUGACAUGGUAGCCCGUAUUCAAACUUCCAAGUUGUUCGAUGGUAAAAUAUAUGCCAAAGGCAGUCCUAACUCUUGUGUUGUGGAUGUCAAACAGAGUCUUGAAUUCGAGUUACCUAUGGGUUACAACAACAUCGAAUGCAAUGUUAAGCAAAAUGGUCUUGGCAGAUAUCUGAAUGAUGUUGUCAUCCAACACCAUGACACAAUCGUCACAUCCUCUGAUCUUGGUCUGGCUGUAACUUGUCAAUAUGACUUAACCAAUAAAACCGUGGCGAAUGAAGUAGACCUUGGAAUUCACGGUGAUAUCAAGACCGGGUUAACAGAGGAGGUUACUGUUGACUCGCCCAAUGUAGCUAUGCGUGUUACAGAUAGGAGCGGAGACGAUACAAUUACUUCUGCCGAAGUCGGAGAUCCAUUGGCUUUACGAUUUGAGAUUAUUGAUCAAAACUCGCCGUUUGAAAUAUUUGUACGAGAGCUUGUUGCUAUGGACGGAGUUGACUCGAGCGAAAUUAUUCUUAUCGAUAGCGAUGGUUGCCCUACAGAAGACUUUAUUAUGGGACCUGUAUUGAAAUCAGCGACGAGUGGAAAGACAUUAUUAUCGCACUUCGACGCUUUCAAGUUCCCUUCGUCUGAAGUUGUACAAUUCCGUGCCUUGGUUAGUCCUUGCAUGCCAACUUGCGAACCAGUGCAAUGUGAUGGUGGCCCGAACGAACUUCGCUCCGUGGUAUCUUAUGGACGCAGAAGGAGGCGUUCGACCCCGGCUGCUCCCACCGAUGAUAUGCUUCUUGUGCAAACUAUUCAAAUCACAGACAAGUUCGGAUUUGACAAACAACGAGCCAAGAAUGUUACCGAAGAUUCCGUGUACAUCAGAGAAACUGAUGUAACUUGCGUAAAUGCUGCCGGAGCCAUGCUUGCGGCAGCUGCCUUCCUAGCAGCUCAACUAGUCGUUCUAGCUGCAUGGACCUGCAGCUGGCAGCGACGACGUGCGGCUGCCAAAGCUGCCGAACUUCUUCCCGGACCUAAUGCACCCUCCGCUCUUUGCAAAGUGUAUGAUGCCAGUUUCUCUCGUGCGCACCAGAGGCACUUCUGAGUUUUAGAAGGCAUGUCGACGUGAUCAGCGUCCGCAAUAGUAGUGUAUUCAUUAGUUUAAAAAGCCCCCGUCGAGUCCCGGCUCGUAAGGCCGACGUUUUGCCAGAGUGAUGAUACGUCCACCUUCAACGAAACGUAGGACAGCGAUAGCGGUUAUUUAAUGGUAGUGUCGGAAGACUCCCGCACCAUACGCUACGUACGGGCGAGGGUAGCGGGAGCAUACGACACGGAGACGGGGACGACCAGUAGAGCGCGCGCAACUGCAGAUGGAUGAAUGAGGUGAACUUGGUGCUUAGUAUGAUCGUAUAAUGAAUGUGUGAAAUGAGUGAGAGCGUUCGCUUGUCCCCAUCUCCGGUGUUGUCUCCGGGACCGUGGCCGUGUGUCGUUAUCAAGAUCACGUCGCUCAUUCGUUCACUUUACGGUCGGACAUCCAAAAGGAAGUUCGAUAACGUAUUGUACCAUAUUUUUAUUAAACUAGAGUAAGCCUGAUUUUAAUUAUAGUGAUAGGUAAAAAGUAACAUUCAGUACCUUUUAAGUAGAUAACCGAACGUGCGACCUAAGUCAUGAGACGAUGGAUUGACGGCCGUCCCGACAUCGUAAUUUAUUUAACUAGGAUAGUUUCUUUUUUACGUAAUUUAUAUUUGAGGAUUGAGUUAUACUUAUUGAAAUAAAUUUCUAAUAUAAAUAAAGAAUCUAAACAAAUAGUAGAUUAUGACAUGAAAAGUGUUAUCAAACAGUGAACUUAUUUUAUUAAGAUACUAGUGCCUUACAUUUCAAAUAUGAAUGUAAUAAAAUGUUGUAAUCAUUUUACCCCAUUUUCAAUUGUCAAAACAAAAUAAAUUACUGGAAAUAUGUA